ACGGUUUGUCAAAGGUUUUCGAUAAUUUCCCGCCAUCCACCUCCUGCCCGCAGUGAACGGCCCAUUCCCUCAACCCCCAUUUUCAACCCCAGUCACGUGUCCAGGGGACUUCCCCCUCGAUAUAACAGAAUCUGUGAUCUAGCCAUAAGCCAUGGAGCUCGAAAGCGGACAGAAGGUCGGUGAGAUAUUCACGGCGGCUGGUGCAGCGUUCAACAAACUGGGCGAGCUAACCAUGCAAUUACACCCCACGACAGACUCACCGGCAGGUAAAUGGACCGACGAGGAAAUUGAGAUGCUUCGUCAUUCUGUUAAAAAGUUCAGCGAAGAUUUGAAUAAAAUUAGUGAGCACAUCAAGGGGAGAACAGUAUCACAAAUACGAACGACGCUGAAGAAAAAAGCCUUCGAAGAAGCUGGGGUACCCAUAAGACAACAGCAAGUUAUAUCUCAACAACAGACUGUUCAGCAAAGCGGAGGUGGCGGGGCUCAGCAACAACAGGUACAAUCACAAAAACAGCAGCAGGCGACAGGUAACCAAGGAAUGAUGGGGAAAUCUGCAGAAGUUACAUUAAAUAUGUUGAAUGCACCAGAAUCAGAAGUUGACGUUGAAGGGUUACCCGAAGAAUGUCAGGUGAAAUUAGAAUUCGAAGGAGCGACAGAGGAGGUCGCACCGUAGAAUAAGAUUUUGUGUACACAGAGUACUGUUAUAAAAUAUUUUAUUAUUGUAUAUCGACGAGAGCUAUCUGAUUUCUGUGAUGUUCAAAAAAGUGAGAGGAAAAAGCAAAAACCGUUUUUCACAGACUACCAUUAUGUUGUAUCGGUAUUCAUUUUAAGUUGUUGAGUAUCACGAUACCAUUGUAAUACUUAGUAAAUUCCAAAAUCGUAAGGAAUUCUUUUCAAUAAAAAAACAAAUUUUCUAA
Athalia rosae (coleseed sawfly) is the source of this 917-nucleotide messenger RNA. Its product is annotated as chromatin complexes subunit BAP18. The coding region runs from base 152 to 673 and encodes 173 amino acids. The transcript has 4 exons. Lineage: Eukaryota; Metazoa; Arthropoda; Insecta; Hymenoptera; Athaliidae. The record is from RefSeq and is a predicted model, not a curated record. Gene Ontology annotation, cellular component: NURF complex; MLL1 complex.